Molecule: messenger RNA, 9248 nt
Organism: Zonotrichia leucophrys gambelii
Lineage: Eukaryota; Metazoa; Chordata; Aves; Passeriformes; Passerellidae
Gene: CPAMD8
Product: C3 and PZP like alpha-2-macroglobulin domain containing 8
Exons: 43
Coding region: 105-5678 (1857 amino acids)
Cellular component (GO): extracellular region
Molecular function (GO): protein binding; endopeptidase inhibitor activity
Source: RefSeq, a predicted model, not a curated record
AGCGGAGCCCGGGCGCGGGGCGGCGGAGCCUCGGGCUGCGCUCGCCGCGAACAAAAGGCUCCAGCUGCCCGCGCACGGCGCCGUGGCCCGGGCUCCGCGGCACCAUGUCCGGCUGCGAGCCCCGCCGCGCCCCGGCACUGCUGCUGCUCGUUCUCUGCAGCCUGAGCGCUGCCCAGCCCCGCCAGCGCCAGGGUUAUUUGAUUGCAGCCCCUUCUGUUUUCCGCCCUGGGGUGGAGGAAGCCAUAAGCGUCACCAUCUUCAACUCUGCCAAGGAGACCACGGUGCAGAUCCAGCUGGUGGUCAAGGGAGAGACGGUGUCACGGAGCCAUGGGACAGUCCUGGAUAAAGGAACAAUCAAGCUGAAGGUGCCUCCAGGGCUCCGUGGCCAAGCUCACCUGAAGGUUUGGGGCAACAGGCACCUGGCAGAGGACGGGCACAUCUUCCACAACUACACCACGGUCACCAUCGACAGCAAGGGCUCCUCCGUGUUCAUCCAGACCGACAAACCUGUCUACAAACCCAAGCAGAAAGUGUUGAUAAAUCUCUUCAUGGUGACUUCUGACCUGAGGCCAGUCAAUGACAGGAUUGAAGCUUAUGUUGUGGAUCCCCGGGGGUCUCGGAUGAUAGAAUGGAAUAACCUGAAGCCAUUUUGUUGUGGCAUUGUCAAUAUGACUUUUCCCCUCUCUGAUCAGCCAGUGUUUGGGGAAUGGCUCAUCUUUGCAGAGAUGCAGGGGCACACCUACAACAAAUCCUUUGAGGUGCAGAAAUAUGUGUUGCCAAAGUUUGAGCUGCUGAUUGAUCCCCCGCGCUACAUCCGGGACCUUUCCCUGUGUGAGAAAGGAACUGUCCAUGCCAGAUACACAUUUGGCAAACCAGUGACAGGGAAGUUAAUUGUCAAUAUGACAAUAAAUGGUGUUGGCUACUACAGACAUGAAGUGGGACACCCUGUCCUCAAGACCACCCAGAUGGAUGGCUCAGCCCAGUUCGAGGUGUGUGUCAGGGACAUGAUGCCGGCCGACGUCCCCGAGCACUUCCGAGGCACCGUCAGCAUCUGGGCCACGGUGAUCAGCUCUGAUGGCAGCAAGCAGGUGACCUUUGAUGACUCCACGCCCGUCCAGAAGCAGCUGAUUGACAUCAAGUACUCCAAGGACACCAGGAAACAGUUCAAACCUGGGCUGCCUUACAAAGGCAAGGUAGAGGUCACUUACCCCGAUGGAAGCCCAGCUGACAGAGUCACCAUCCGAAUUAAAGCCGAGCUCACACCAAAGGACAACGUUUACACAAGUGAGCUGGUCUCAAGGAAUGGCCUGGUGGAGUUUGAGAUCCCCUCCAUCCCCACAGCUGCCCAGUAUGUCUGGCUGGAGACCAAAGUGACAGCAAUUGAUGGGAAACCCUCUGGGGAUCAAUAUCUGCCCAACUAUUUGUCCAUCAGCAGCUGGUACUCACCCAGCAAGUGCCACAUCCAGCUCCAGGCACCAGAUAAACCUUUCCAGGUGGGAGAGGAGGCCUGGAUUGCAGUGAAAUCCACCUGUCCUUGCAACUUCACUCUCCAUUACGAGGUGGCAUCAAGGGGGAACAUUGUCCUGUCGGGGCUGCAGCCCAGCAAUGUCACCCAGCAGAGGAGCAAAAGAGCCACCACAGCCCUGGAGAGGAACAUUGACCUCACACACUUCCCAGGAACAGCACCUCCCAGCACUCCUGCAGCAGAGGUUGAGGUGUGUGUGACCUUCCUGAGGUUCUCUGUCGUUCACGCCAUGGCUCCCCUGGCUCGGCUCCUGGUGUACUACGUCAGGGAGAACGGAGAGGGGGUCACGGACAGCCUGCAGGUCCCUGUCACCUCCUCCUUUGAGAACCAGGUCACCGUGGCGCUCUCGGCCAACGAGACCAGGCCUGGUGACCUUGUGAACAUCAAGGUCCGAGCUGCCAAAGGGAGCUGUGUCUGCCUGGCCACGGUGGACAAGAGUGUCUACCUGCUCAAACCAGGCUUCCAGCUGACAGCCAGCCAGGUGUUCCAGGAGCUGGCAGAGUACGAUGUGUCCGAUGCUUUUGGGGCUCCCAAGGAGGAAGGGCACUUCUGGUGGCCCGGCAUGUCCUCCCGCCGGCGCCGCCGCUCCUCGGUGUUCCCCUGGCACUGGGACAUCACCAAGGACGCUCGCUUCGCCUUCACAGAAACGGGCUUGGUGGUGAUGACUGACAUAGUGAGCCUGAACCACAGGCAGAAUGGGGGGAUGUACACGGACGAGGCUGUCCCAGCCUUCCAGCCACACACCGGCACCUUGGUGGCCACCAUGCAUUCCAAAAUAGCACCAAGCAGAGCAGAGAAGAGGAAAAGAACCUUCUUCCCUGAGACGUGGAUUUGGCGCUGCCUCAAUGUCAGCUCAGGGGAAGCCCAGCUGCAGGUGGAGGUGCCUGACUCCAUCACCACGUGGAUCACAGAGGCCGUGGCUCUGUCUGAGGACAAGGGGCUGGGCAUUGCCAGCCAGGCAGAGCUGAGGACCUUCAAACCUUUCUUCAUCGACUUCACCCUGCCCUACCACGUCAUCAGGGGGGAGCAGACCAAGAUCCCCCUCACUGUCUACAACUACCUGCCCCUGUGUGUGGAGGUCCACGUGAAGAUUUCUGUCCCAAAAGGCAUCAAGUUUGUGGGGCACCCUGGGAAGCACCACCUGACCAGGAAGAAAUGUGUGGCCCCAGGGGAGGCCAAGCCCACCUCCAUCGUCCUGUCCUUCAGCGAGCUGGGCCUGAGCAACAUCACUGCAAAAGCUUUUGCCUAUGGUGGGACCAAUUGCUGCCAGGAGGGGAUGCAGAGCCUGAAGAAUGGCAAACACUCAGAGGAUCCUUACCUGGACAAAAGGAGCCCCGUGGGGGUGGAUUAUGUUCGCAGCAGUGUCAUUAUUGAGCCAGAGGGACUGUCCAGAGAAUACACCUACAGUGUGUUCUUCUGCCCAAAUGAGAAAAUACACAUUUCCACCCCUAACAAAUACGAGUACCAGUACCUGCAGAAGCCAGCGCAGAUGAGGCACUUUGAGGUGGCAGUGAAGGCUCACAACGACGCCCACCUGGCCCUGUCCUCGGGGCCCCACGACAUGGCCGAGAUGGCCGAGAUCGUCAUCGGGGGACAGCAGAACUCCCGGACCUGGAUCUCCUCCAGCAAAAUGGGAGAGCCGGUGGCCAGCAGGGACACGCCUGGCAUCCUCUCCUGGGAUGAGUUCCGCAGCUUCUGGAUCAGCUGGAAAAAUGGAGUUAUCCAGGUUGGCCACGGUACUCGGGUGCUAAACGAAUCUAUAAUUGUGGAGUGGACAGUCCCCAAACAGCUUGAGGUGAAGUACAUUGGCUUUUCCACAGGCUGGGGGUCAAUGGGAGAGUUUAAAAUUUGGAGAAAAGAAGAGACUGAUGAAAAUCACAAUGAAGCAUUUACUCUUGGAGUUCCCCACAACAUAAUUCCAGGAUCAGAAAGAGCUACGGCUUCAAUAAUAGGAGAUGUGAUGGGUCCCACCCUGAACAACCUGGACAAGCUGCUGAGGUUGCCCUUUGGCUGCGGGGAGCAGAACAUGAUCCACUUUGCCCCCAAUGUCUUUGUCCUGAAAUACCUGCAGAAAACCAAGCAGCUCAGCCACGAGGUGGAGGCUGAGGCUACAGAUUACCUCGUUCAAGGCUACCAGCGCCAGCUGACCUACAAGAGGCAGGAUGGCUCCUACAGUGCUUUUGGGGAGAGGGACUCCUCAGGGAGCAUGUGGUUAACAGCUUUUGUCCUCAAGUCCUUUGCUCAGUCCCGUGGGUUUAUUUUCAUUGACCCCAAAGAACUCUCAGCUGCCAAAGACUGGAUCAUCCAGCACCAGAAAGAAGAUGGUUCUUUCCCUGCUAUGGGCAGGAUACUGAACAAGGAUAUUCAGGGUGGGAUCCAUGGGAAGAUCUCCCUGACAGCUUAUGUGGUUGCAUCUCUUCUGGAAACAGGUGUCACUUCUGAGGAAGAAAGAACAGCUGUAGAAAAAGCAAAACACUUCCUGGAGUCCAACCUGUACUCAGCAGAGGAUCCCUACACCACCGCCCUGAGCGCCUACGCCCUGACCCUGCUGCACAGCCCCAGCGCCGCUGCCACGCUGCGCAGGAUGAACAGCAUGGCCAUCACACAAGAUGGAUUUACCCACUGGAGCCUCACAGGAACCCUUGUGGCUGAUGAAGACACCUUCAUGGGGUUUAAUGAUGGACUCUCUCAAUCAGUUGUUUCUGCAGAGGUGGAAAUGACAUCUUAUGCCCUUCUGACCUACACACUCCUGGGAGACGUGGCCUCUGCACUCCCUGUGGUCAAGUGGCUCUCCCAGCAGAGGAAUGCACUGGGAGGAUUCUCCUCCACUCAGGACACCUGUGUGGCCCUGCAGGCUCUGGCUGAAUAUGCCAUCCUUUCUUAUGUUGGAGGAGUCAACCUGACCAUUUCCUUGGCUUCCACAAACCUGGACUACCAGGAGACCUUUGAGCUUAACAAGAUGAAUAAAAAAGUCCUUCAGACUGCAGUGAUCCCCAGUAUUCCAACAGGGCUGUUUGUGAGUGCCAAGGGUGAAGGAUGCUGUCUGAUGCAGAUCGAUGUCACUUACAACGUGCCUGAUCCCAUAGCCAAGCCAGCCUUCCAGCUGCUGGUGAACCUGAAGGAGCCCAAGGCAGAGCAGCCCCUGCCGGCCCCGGCCCCGCUGCGCUCGGGCGCUGAGCGCCGCCCCGGAGCCCUGCACAGGGACAGGGCCCUGGGGGACGACGAGGACCCGGCCUCUGACCACGACCACCGAGAGUACAAAGUCAUCCUGGAGACCUGCACCAGAUGGCUGCACUCUGGAUCCUCAAACAUGGCUGUGUUGGAAGUGCCUCUGUUCUCGGGGUUUCGGGCAGAUAUUGAGAGCCUGGAGCAGUUAUUGAUGAACAAGCAAAUUGGGUUAAAAAGAUAUGAAGUGGAUGGAAGAAAAGUCCUGUUUUAUUUUGAUGAGAUUCCCAGCCAGUGCAUGACCUGUGUGAAGUUCCAAGCUUUCAGAGAGCACAUAGUGGGGAAAACAGCCCCAGUUCCCAUCAAGGUGUACGAUUACUACGAGCCAGCUUUUGAAGCCACUCGUUUCUACAACGUGAGUGAGAACAGCCCCCUGGCCAGGGAGCUCUGUGAUGGCCCAACCUGCAACGAGGUGGAAAGCUCAGCCAGCCAGUGGGUUGGCUUUGUCCACUCUGGCCCUUGCCACAACAUCUUUGGCUGCCUGGAGGACGAGCACUUCGAGCAGUGCCUGUGCUCGCGGGACUGCGGCUACGACGGCGAGCCCGUGUGCGCCUCCGACGGCCUCAUCUACCCCAACCACUGCCAGAUGGAGGUGGCAUCCUGCAGGAACAACACCAGGAUAGAGCAGAUGCCCAUGUCUCAGUGUUCUUCUGCCUCCAAGAACUUGCCAGAAGAAAGGGAGACACACUCCCACACAGCUGAGCAGCCCAGUGUUCCCCAGACCCCAGCAGCUCCUGCAGCUCUGGUUCCCCCAGCAGCCGAGGAGGGGCCCCCCCUGCACUCAGACCUGUCCUAUUACUCCUACGAGUACGACCCCGACGCCUUCGCCGUGGAGGGCGACGCGUUCGAGCUGGUGGCAGAGCUGAGCACGGCCAGCACCUCCAGGGCAGGGGACAGCAGCCAGGCUGAGGCCACCCCAGCAGAAUGAAAUACAUAAUUUAAAUCCAGAGAAGAGGCUCAGAAUCGACUCCUGUAUGAGUUUGCUCCUCCAGAUGAUGACCUGCUGCAGAACAGAACCUGAAUGAUGACUACUUGCUGAUGCCCUCAGAACUGUAGGCUUUGCUGCCCCACGGGGCAGAUCUGGAGCUCUAAGGGGGACACUCAGAGUUAUUUUUCUGUCCAUUUUCCUGCCUUCUUGUGCAUCCUCUUUGGAGCCCUCCCAGUGAUGAGAGACCAAUAUGCUGUGUGCCCUCUAGGUGAGAAAAAUAGGGGCUGGAAUUCAAACUUUGAUAGAGCAUUUCCAAGUGUUUUCUCUGCUAUCAGGAUAUUCUGCAAAUGCCAUUUCCUAGCUACACUUAGAAGCUAAGUCCAGGCCUUGUGCUUAGCUGAACUGCUGUUUGAGGAAAGAUGGCUGAGAAGUUUUUUUGCUCCAAUUAUAAUAAUAAAAAAUCAGCGUGUUUUGCCAAUUAUGACAUAGCAAGAGGCUGCUCAUCUUCCCCAGCCCAUCAGGAAAGAAACACUUCCCUGUGGCUCCACUAUUCAGGGAGGUGCAUUUAACCUGAGAAAACUGAAAUCCACUGCCAGGGCUGAAAGGUUUCAUGUCUGCUGCUGUUUGCAGCCUCAGCAGAGGCAGGGCUGAGGUGGGGGAGCCCUCUUUGUGUUGCACUAUGUGCUGACAGGGGCUGCUUGCAGCCUUCUCAGCCCCUAAAAAUGAACCUGGCCUAGGCAGAGCCCUUUUUAAAUAUUUGCCUGGCUUCACCAACCCCUUUUACUUUGCUCCCACUGGCAUCCAGCACAGCAUGUUCUGGUCCUGGUGCUCCCUGGCCAGUACCAAUCCCUGGUGUCACAGGCUGGACUCCCUCGGUCUGACCUGCCCCAAGCAACGUGGCAAAACUUAAAAAGAAAAGCUUUGUGUUCCCAAAAGUGCAGGAGCCAAGAUUUUUUGAGUUUCCCUUCCUGCCUGGAGCAGCAUUGUUCUCUUUGGAGGAGUUACAUGCAAUUGCCUCUUGCAAAAUAGUGUUAAUAUUUUAUCUUCCCACUUCUAUUGUUACCAGGACCCAGAGCAGGGUGGAAACUCCUUUUUGAGGGUGUUUAUUGGUGAAUGGAAACAGAAAAAAAAAGCCUAGCUCCAUUCAUUUUUAAAGCUUGUUUACACAGGAACCAUGACAAGAAUAUAUCCCAGUAUAGACAUUCCAUUCCAGAAUAAAGGCAAGUUUAUUCCAGAAAAAUGUCCACAUGGGGACAACCAGGAGGUAUCCCAGAGGUUGGGCAUGUGUAGUUUCCAGUCCUUUUUGUCUGGGGCCAGACAUUUGCAGAAUGCAGUUGACAUGAUGAAGGUCUGGCUCUUGAAGUUCCCAGAAAUUUCUGAGCUGCCUCAGAAGCUGGCAGCUGUGCCAGCCUCCCCUCAUGGGGAUCCUGCUGGGAUGAGGGUCCAGGGUGUGCAGGGGCAGAUCCUGCCCUCACCCUGGCAGCUGCAUUCCUGCCUGGCAGGUAAAUUAAUGCCUUUAAGCUAAAAUUCCACCUCCUGCAAGCAACUGUCCUGGCAGGCUAUUGUGUACACACAGAGGACUGAGUCAAUAUUUAUCCCUGGGUAAAUAACAGGCCUAGUGUGAGCUGCAACAAGAUUCCUUUUUUUCUUUUCUUUUUUUUUUUUUAUUUUCUAAAACUUAAAACUGCACAAUACAAGCCCUGCUGUUUGCUGGUUCAGGCUGCAGCUGUUUGGGGCUGUGAGUUUGAGGAUGAGGCAUUUGGUCACCCUGGUGAUGGCUGUGGUUGCCUUCAUCCAUGAGCUGGGACCUGUGCUCUGCAUUCCUCAGUCCCUUUCUGGUGUUCCUCUCCUCUCUCUCACCCAUUGCACACCCAGUGGAGAGAUAUUUGAAGUAAUUUGAAAUUGCUUGCCCCUCUCACAGAUAUUUGGGCACUCAGAUCUCCUCCUGGGGAUGAGGAGGUGAGGGUGGGGAGCUCCAGCCAAGAGUUAAACCUGGCUUUCUUCCCUUUCCUCAGGCUGUGGGACAUGUAAUGUCCUAAUUCCAGCUGCAGACAUCCCCCUGCUGCUGCCAGGUAAAUAAUUCCUGCUGGUGGUGCCAGCCCAUCAAUCAGGGCCUUGUCUGAGGCAUCUCUGUGCCAGUGCUGGAGGCAGAGGAGUCUGGCUUCUGUUUUACAAUUCAAAGGAAAGGCAGAGAGCCCUGGACCCUCAGAAGGCAAAGGCAGAGCAGCUUUAAUGUCCUCAGAGCCAGACAGAGCAGGGCAGUGUGUGGGAGGGGAUGGGACAGGGUUUCUGGAUCCUCACUUCACCCCCAGCCUUGGCACUUCAGUCCCUCUUCUCUUGGCAGCCUCUGCCUCCCUCUGCUCUUGCUGCUCCAAACCAACUCCUCUUUGUGGCUAAAAAGAAAAAAAGGUGAUUUUAUUGAAGGAAAUGAAUCCAGGAACCUGCAGUUCCACCACUGUGGUUGCCUUUUCCCCCCAUGGCAGGAAUAAAGGAGGUCUCUGCUCCCUUCUCCACCCCAGCUGAGGAUCCAGAGCUUUCCCCUGUCCCACAUUUGCUGUUCAUGUUUCUUGUAGCCAUCAUUCACUCUUAUCUAGGGGGGGAAAAAAAAAUCAUAGAUUAUUUUUCCUCCAUUGUUCAACACCCUGCUUGGAAUACAGAAACAGCUGAACAGACUCAAAGCCAUUCACAGGCUUAGGCCCAGCUCUGCUCAGUCUCCCUCCUGUCCCUGGGAGCACAAGGACAUCUCAGGCUCCCACUUUAUGCACCUCAGCCAGGCAGUUUAGACAGAAGGAUUGGUUUUGUUUUAUUUUAUUUUAUUUUAUUUUUCCACCAAGGAAAAGACCAGCUGGGUGCUGGAAAGCCAAAGCCAGCAAGGCCAGCAGCUGCUGCUGCUGCUUUGGGUUAUUUCUGGUUUAGAGACUUUGCCUCCCUCUAUCAGAGAUAUUUCUCCUUUCCUUUUCCUGAUGGUCCCUCACUGCAAAAGGAGAAAAAUGCCAGUGGGUUUGUAAGACACAGAAAUUUCUUCUUCCAUCGAGUUCUGUGACUGAAUAGCUGCAGCAGUGCUAGUUAUCAGUGAUUGAUGCUUGCAAUCCUUUCAAGGAAAUGAAUAUUUAUAUAUUUGUAACUGUACAUUAUGCAGAGUAAUCAUUACCAUGGUAUUUAUUUUAAAGCAAUAGCCCCCCUUGUUCUUUCUUGUCCUGUGUUUUGGUCUUGCCUCUUCCCCUCCUUCUUAAUCAGCCUCAGUAGAAAGCAAAUACCAGAAGAAUGUUCAGCUUGCUUGAAGAACAUCCCUGACACACCAGCACUUGCUUUGCUCACACUGACUGUUGACAUUUAAUGCACAAUAACCUGGUUUUCAUUAUUGUGAAUAGAGAAACUCUUUAGAAAACCUCUCCCAGCCUGGCUUUGGGGUUGGGUUUGGGGUUUUUUUUAAGUCUCUGCUGUUUCUGACUGAGUGCCCAGCACCUGGAGCCCAGCUUUGUGUUUCCCCUGCCUUUUGCCCCCACAGGUACACACAAACAGCUCUCUGACCAGUUGUUGGUUUGUUCACACACAUCUUAGCAAGUCUGA